Messenger RNA from Pocillopora meandrina, 8381 nucleotides. NCBI's taxonomy places the organism in Eukaryota, Metazoa, Cnidaria, Anthozoa, Scleractinia, Pocilloporidae. The record is from the annotation of a GenBank genome assembly.
AUGGCAGAAAGCAACCUCCCAACAACGGGAGAAGAACUGGAGGUGAAAAAUGAGUCUCCGGCCACAGGUGAGAAAAAGCAACAAGGAAAGACUUCGUUGUGGUGAUUUUGUACUGUUUGUUAAUUAAGUAUAUCUUAAUUCUGGUGCACAAUUUUUUUGAUCAAUUCGAUUAGAUGGUUUUAAGGAAUCCACUAAAUACGCCAGUAUUAGAACGCUAGUUGUAAUUGCACAUAGUUGUGAUCACUAGCAAAGUUGAAAUAUCUUCUCGGUAAUUUCAGCGACAGAAGAAAGUCAAGUUACGUCAAGUGAUGCUGAACUGGAUGUAUAUAAUGACCCUUUAAGAGGUGAGAAAACCAUGUGAAAUAAGAUCGUUUAAAACACGCCCCAGUAAAUUUUUUGUCACAUUUACAUCAAAAUUUGCGUAUGUUCUGUGAAUAAGUUUUUGAAACAGCAAAGGAUUGUUUCUUCAAAUUCUGACUCUUUUACCAGUAAAAUGAAAAACCAAAGGAAAAAAACAAUUUACUGCUCGAUCCGAUCAGUUAAAAUGCAUAGACAUCAUUAAUUAUUCUAAGCAAUAAAGCGACAAAUUUGAAGGCGACUUAGCUUUGGAGAGCCCUAAGUUAAAGAAUGGGCCAAAAUUGGCCUACUAGGCUUCGUAAAACUCAGAAUUCUGAGUUUUAGAAGUGCUUGUUUGUAAAUCAACGCACAAUGUUUUGGAGAUUAACUAUUUAUCUAAAAUUUACGCUUAAAAUGAACGAUAUUUGCGCGGAAAAAGUAUUAUCCUUUUUGCACUUGAAAUUAUUCUUAAUUUUGUCAUUUUUUGUAUAAAAGUCAUUUUCGGUAAGAGGGAGCUGUUGGUACCCGUAGACCUGUCAAAGUCGAGUUUUGAAAAAUUUGCACACGGGUAACUUUUUGAGGCCGCCAAAAGGAAAGUAUUUGCGCUAACACCUUCCUGUCCUUUACUGUUCAACACAUGUUUGGCAGAAAUUUUACGCAAUUUGAGAAUUCUACAGAGAAGAGGAGGCAUUUUGUCUCGGCCGUAUGGCCUGUUUUAGUCUUCUAAAUAUUUCACGCCUCUUUAAACAGUUAUGUCAAUACCAGGCCCACGCUGUAAACCACCAGCCAACAAAAUGUAGAACCCCUGACUUUUAUAACAGGCAAAAUGGCACUUCGUGGGAAAGUGGUACUUUCCCAAUCAAAAAACAGCUAAAACAAAAAACAUGUUUUACGACGCUCUUUUCUGAAGGAUGGGCAAACCACGAACUCUUGUCACUCUCAGCACGAUGUUUCUUUUGUUAUCAGAACAUUACAUUUUUUCUCAGUAACUCAUGGGAUUUUAUAUUUUAGCUUGAUAUUUUGGAACGUGUAAAGCAGGUGUAAAAGGAACUUUGGAAACCCUCUCGACUUAAGUGUAAACCGAACAGACUUGAUCUGGUUAGAACCGAAGCUACAGCUAAAACUCCAAACAGCUUGCAUAUUUUAAAGCAAACAAAUUGCACAGACAAACUCUCCUGAAGGGCGAUUGUAAAAGAAAUUGAGUUGAAAUAGGAUCUCCUGGUGAAACUUGUGAUAUUUUGGAAAACGUAAGCCAGGUGUAAAAGGGGUUUGUGAAAGCCUUUCGACCUAAAUGUAAACCGAUAAACUUGAAAUGGUAAUAGCCAAGCUUCAGCCCAGACUCUCGACAGCUUGCACACAAACAAAAUGUACAGAUAUUAAACUAUUCUGAUCUUUUCUUUUUCGUAGCUCUACGCUCCUUUAACCUAAAAGUUCGUUUGGAAGUAUAAAGUUGUAGUAUGGAGUCGUAUCACUCAUUACUAUAUCAUUAACACCAAAACUGUGUGCUUUCAGGGAUAGCGAAAGUAUGUCUCGAGGAAGGUAACAAAGAAUACAGACAAGGAGAAGCUAAUAACGCGAUAAACUCCUACACGGAAGGACUUCAAGUGAACUGCAAAGAUGUACGGCUUAACGCUAAGCUUUAUAGCAACAGGGCAACAGCUCAUUUCCGUUUGGGUAAGAAUUUCACAUGUAAACAUAUAAAUCUGUCGUGCAGCGUUACAAGAUAACGGAAUACACAAUCUGUAAAAGUAGCGUAAAAACAUAAAUCGCCCUGUAGCGGAUGAAAAUUAAGCAAAGAAAUGAUCCUCGUUACAUUUUAAGCAAUUGUAAUUUUCAAGGCCUCUUUGUUGCAAUUGAGUGUGAUUACCACUUUUUUAAACCUUCUUUUCGGAAUCUCAUAGCAAACUAUGUGGAAUGUCUCGAUGAUGCAACAGUAGCUGUUCAGUUGGAACCCACUUUAAUCAAGGCUAUUAAGAAAGGUGGGUUUUUCAGACAUAAGCCAUCAACAUUCUAUUCUUUGAUUUCUUCAAAAGAGGAUUGUGUGGUUUGUGGCAGGUAACUGCACUCCAAGUGUCAAUUGUAUCUGGUGUGUCAACGUCUGUGAUGUGGGUAAAAAGCAUAAGAAAAUAAUAAACUCUCAAAUACCGCUGCCUGGUUAGUUCACGUUGUAGAGUGCCAAGGGUCGAGGGUUCAAGCCCUAGACUGGACCAUCAACCUGAGUCUUAAAACAUCUGAGGACAAUGUGCUGCCGCCUAAGCUGUGACAUCUGCAAAUGGUUUGAUAUUCUUGUCCCGGAUAUGGGUGGAAACCCGUAAGCCCCGUUUCCUGCAUCUUCUCAGUCACUCCUGGCAGGGGACGAACCCGGGCACCUGAGGAGGCACCUGAAAAAUUCCCUUUCAAAAGUUAACUGUUCAAUGCAGUCUACCCGAAAACUUCCCGAAAAGUGCUAAAAAGCGCUAAAGUGCAUAUUGAAGUAAAGAAUGCGCGAGAUAAAUUCAUCGUUAUCAUCAUCAAUUGAAGCUUAAUUGGUAGCCGCUUUGCAUUAGCUCCUUAUUGUUCAUUUUCAGUUCUUCUACAAGUUCAAAUUUCCUUCAUUAUCACAAUUUUUGUUCCCAGCUAACUGGGAAAUUAAGUCCAUUUUAUCAAUACGUUUAUACCUUAACAGUGAUAAAUUAACUCGCACCACCAAUUAUUCUCUCCUUUUCAGGAGCCAGAGCUUGUGUCGAACUUUGCUGGUAUAAAGAAGCAAGGAGCUGGUCGCAUAUGGGAUUGGCAGUAUCCUUUAACGAAUGUUUCAAACGUGAUACGAGAUGCAAUGCGAAUAAUAUUUCAAGAAAAAUCAAUACGUUCCUGGCAGAUUCUUCUACACAUAAUGCAAGCGAUGUUCUCUUAUACUGCACUGAGCAGUUGAAAGAGGCUGAAAUAUUAUUAACGAGUUCUUUCGAUUAUUCCACGAAACUUUACUUAAAAGAAGAGGCCAUAUUAACAAAUUCCCAGAGUUUCUGCUGAAUGCCCCUCAUUUUUGUCUUGAGACGAGCAUCACCAUGACGACCGAACUUAAACUGAUAAAUGCGCUACAGAGCUAGCUAACACUCUCGAAUAACUUGAAAUCAAAUCUCUUCAAGAAAUCCACGCUCGAAUUUUCAUUCCAAUUUUAAAGUUUAUCCAAUACUCUCAUUAUUAUUAAAACAAACAUUUCCAUUGCAUUUUCGCAAAUCCACCCAUGAUUUAGCUAUCCUUGACACGUUUUAAGAUUGAAAACAAUAACGAACGUCUGCUUCAAUUAAUAAAGAAAUCGAAUGCUGUACUAAAAGUCAAAGCAAACACUUAUGCCAGUCUCGGAUGUACUUACCAUAAUGUUGGGCAGUUCAACACAGCCAUCAAGUACCAUCAACAUUGUCAAGAAAUUGCUAAAGAAGUGGGAGACAAGGCCGGAGAGGGAAGAAGUUAUGGCCAUCUCGGCAACGCUUAUCACAGUCUAGGAGAGUUCAAAACAGCCAUCAAGUACCAUCAACGUCAUCUAGAAAUUGCUAAAGAAGUGGGAGACAAGGCCGGAGAGGGAAGAAGUUAUGGCAAUCUCGGCAACGCUUAUCACAGUCUAGGAGAGUUCAAAACAGCCAUCAAGUACCAUCAACAUCAUCUAGAAAUUGCUAAAGAAGUGGGAGACAAGGCCGGAGAGGGAGGAGGUUAUGGCAAUCUCGGCAACGCUUAUCACAGUCUAGGGGAGGUCAAAACAGCCAUCAAGUACCAUCAACGUCAUCUUGAAAUUGCUAAAGAAGUGGGAGACAAGGCCGGAGAGGGAGGAUGUUAUGCCUAUCUCGGCAUUGCUUAUCACAGUCUAGGAGAGUUCAAAACAGCCAUCAAGUACCAUCAACGUCAUCUAGAAAUUGCUAAAGAAGUGGGAGACAAGGCCGGAGAGGGAGCAAGUUAUGGCAAUCUCGGCAACGCUUAUCACAGUCUAGGAGAGUUCAAAACAGCCAUCAAGUACCAUCAACGUCGUCAAGAAAUUGCUAAAGAAGUGGGAGACAAGGCCGGAGAGGGAAGAAGUUAUGGCAAUCUCGGCAACGCUUAUCGACGUCUAGGAGAGUUCAAAACAGCCAUCAAGUACCAUCAACGUCAUCUAGAAAUUGCUAAAGAAGUGGGAGACAAGGCCGAAGAGGGAGGAAGUUAUGGCAAUCUCGGCAACGCUUAUCACAGUCUAGGAGAGUUCAAAACAGCCAUCAAGUACCAUCAACGUGAUCUAGAAAUUGCUAAAGAAGUGGGAGACAAGGCCGGAGAGGGAAUCAGUUAUGGCAAUCUCGGCAACGCUUAUCACAGUCUAGGGGAGGUCAAAACAGCCAUCAAGUACCAUCAACGUCAUCUUGAAAUUGCUAAAGAAGUGGGAGACAAGGCCGGAGAGGGAAGAGGUUAUGCCAAUCUCGGCAGUGCUUUUCACAGUCUAGGAGAGUUCAAAACAGCCAUCAAGUACCAUCAACGUCAUCUAGAAAUUGCUAAAGAAGUGGGAGACAAGGCCGGAGAGGGAGGAAGGUUAUGGCAAUCUCGGCAACGCUUAUCACAGUCUAGGAGAGUUCAAAACAGCCAUCAAGUACCAUCAACGUCAUCUAGAAAUUGCUAAAGAAGUGGGAGACAAGGCCGGCGAGGGAAGAAGUUAUGGCAAUCUCGGCAACGCUUAUCGAUGUCUAGGAGAGUUCAAAACAGCCAUCAAGUACCAUCAACGUCAUCUAGAAAUUGCUAAAGAAGUGGGAGACAAGGCCGGAGAGGGAGGAAGUAAUGGCAAUCUCGGCAACACUUAUCACAGUCUAGGAGAGUUCAAAACAGCCAUCAAGUACCAUCAACGUCAUCUAGAAAUUGCUAAAGAAGUGGGAGACAAGGCCGGAGAGGGAAGAAGUUAUGGCGAUCUCGGCAACGCUUAUCGAUGUCUAGGAGAGUUCAAAACAGCCAUCAAGUACCAUCAACGUCAUCUAGAAAUUGCUAAAGAAGUGGGAGACAAGGCCGGAGAGGGAAGAUGUUAUGGCAAUCUCGGCAACGCUUAUCACAGUCUAGGAGAGUUCAAAACAGCCAUCAAGUACCAUCAACGUCGUCUAGACAUUGCUAAAGAAGUAGGAAACAAGGCCGGAGAGGGAGGAAGUUAUGGUGAUCUCGGCAACACUUAUCGAUGUCUAGGAGAGUUCAAAACAGCCAUCAAGUACCAUCAACGUCAUCUAGAAAUUUCUAAAGAAGUGGGAGACAAGGCCGGAGAGGGAAGAAGUUAUGGCAGUCUCGGCAGCGCUUAUGACAGUCUAGGAGAGUUCAAAACAGCCAUUAAGUACCAUCAACGUCAUCUAGAAAUUACUAAAGAAGUGGGAGACAAGGCCGGAGAGGGAGGAAGUUAUGGCAAUCUCGGCAACGCUUAUCAAGGUCAAGGAGAGUUCAAAACAGCCAUCAAGUACCAUCAACGUCAUCUAGAAAUUGCUAAAGAAGUGGGAGACAAGGCCGGAGAGGGAGCAAGUUAUGGCAGUCUUGGCAACGCUUAUCGACGUCUGGGAGAGUUCAAAACAGCCAUCAAGUACCAUCAACGUCAUCUAGAAAUUGCUAAAGAAGUGGGAGACAAGGCCGGAGAGGGAGGAUGUUAUGGCAGUCUUGGCAACGCUUAUCGACGUCUGGGAGAGUUCAAAACAGCCAUCAAGUACCAUCAACGUCAUCUAGAAAUUGCUAAAGAAGUGGGAGACAAGGCCGGAGAGGGAGGAAGUUAUGGCAGUCUCGGCAACGCUCAUCAAGGUCUAGGAGAGUUUAAAACAGCCAUCAAGUACCAUCAACGUCAUCUAGAAAUUGCUAAAGAAGUGGGAGACAAGGUCGGAGAGGGAGGAAGCUAUGGCAAUCUUGGGAACGCUUAUCGAUGUCUAGGAGAGUUCAAAACAGCCAUCAAGUACCAUCAACGUCAUCUAGAAAUUGCUAAAGAAGUGGGAGACAAGGCCGAAGAGGGAGGAAGUUAUGGCAAUCUCGGCAACGCUUAUCACAGUCUAGGAGAGUUCAAAACAGCCAUCGAGUACCAUCAACGUCAUCUAGAAAUUGCUAAAGAAGUAGGAGACAAGGCCGGAGAGGGAGCAGGUUAUGGCAAUCUCGGCAACGCUUAUCACAGUCUAGGAGAGUUCAAAACAGCCAUCAAGUACCAUCAACGUCAUCUAGAAAUUUCUAUAGAAGUGGGAGACAAGGCCGGAGAGGGAGCAAGUUAUGGCAAUCUCGGCAACGCUUAUCGCAGUCUACGAAAGUUUAAAACAGCCAUCGAGUGCCAUCAACGUCAUCUAGAAAUUGCUAAAGAAGUAGGAGAUAAGGCCGGAGAGGGAGCAGGUUAUGGCAACCUCGGCAACGCUUACCAAGAUCUACGACAGUUCAAAACAGCAAUGGAGUACCAUCAACGUCAUCUAGAAAUUGCUAAAGAAGUGAUGGACAAGGCCGGAGAGGGAGCAAGUUAUUGCAAUCUCGGCAACGAUCAUGCCAGUCUAGGAAAGUUUAAAACAGCCAUCGAGUACCAUCACCGUUGUCUUGAAAUUGCUAAAGAAGUGGGAAAUAAGACCGGAGAAGCGCGCUCACUCUAUUCCCUUGGAAACAGUUUUGAGUGCCAAGGAAAUCUUAUGGUGGCCUUUGACUGUUAUUACUCGAGUGUAGAAUUGUAUGAUGAUAUCAGGGCCAGUCUUCAACUCAACGAUCAGUGGAAGAUUUCUUAUCGUAAUAAGUACCAAGGUGCAUACAAAGGUUUGUGGCGUAUAAAUCUCAAUCGAGGUCAAGCUGUAAAGGCUCUUCUUGCCGCAGAGAAAGGAAGUGCUCAAGCUCUGAGAGAUCUCAUGGAAACAAAAUAUUCGCCUGGAGCUUCUUUAACGCACAGCGCACCCCGCAUUUCUCUGAGAUGUGUUAAAUUGAGCACAGUUUUCAUAGCUAUCAAUGGGCCAUGCGUUUACUUCUGGGUUUGCCUUAGUGAAGAUAACAUCCAGAUGAGACAGGUACACGUCAACGACUAUAAGUUUGAGCAUGAAUUGAAAUGUUUCAUCCAGCUACUGAACAAAUCUGCUCUUAAGGAGAUCGGUGCAAGAGGUAGUGUUGCAAUCGAAAAUCCUCUGCUUGAUUCGCCGACAGAAGAAGAAAUGGCCAAUGGUGUGAUCCGAGUUGAUGUGAGGCACUCCCAAUCAAGUGCUUUAAAUAAGCUGCAUGACAUCAUCGUUUCUCCUAUUGCUGACCUGAUCAAAGGCAACGACGAGAUCACGUUCGUUCCUGAGGGGCCAUUUUGCCUUGUACCUUAUGCAGCAUUGCAGGAGUCGAACUCAUCAUAUUUAAGUGAUUCUUUCAGAAUUCGUGUGCUUCCCUCUCUGACGACGUUGCAACUAAUUCAUGAUUGUCCAGCUGACUUUCACGUGAAGACUGGUGCAUUGCUUGUCGGUGACCCAUGUUUCAAACAUAUCAUCUAUCAGGGAGGACUUUUAGUGCAACUUCCAGGAGCAAGGAAAGAAGUGGAGAUGAUCGGCCGUGUCCUUAAUGUUUGCCCCCUCACUGGAGAAAUUGCAACAAAACAUGAAGUGUUAAAACGAAUAUCAUCAGUGGCCUUAGUUCACAUAGCAGCGCACGGUAAAAUGGAAACUGGAGAAGUUAUCCUGGCACCAAACACCACAAGACAAAACCCUCAUCCGCAAGAGAAAGACUAUCUACUGACGAUGAAAGAUGUCAUAGAAGCUGGGUUGCGAGCACGUCUGGUUGUACUUAGCUGCUGUCACACUGCUCGUGGGGAGGUCAUGGCUGAGGGUGUGGUCGGCAUGGCGCGUGCACUUUUGGGUGCCGGUGCUAGAUCUGUUGUGGUAACCUUGUGGGCGAUUGGCGACGAGGGGACCCUGGAGUUCAUGACUUUCUUCUACGAUGCACUUGCCAAAGGCAAGAAGGCAAGUGAAGCUCUCAAUCAGGCCAUGAAGUGUAUGAGAGAAAUUGAAAAGUUCAAGGAGGUGAUUUACUGGGCACCAUUUGUACUCAUUGGUGAUGACGUCAAACUAGAUUUCAAGGAUAUUGGAAGCCGAAACAAGUAA